AUAAGGUUAGAUGUUUAAACAUUAUAGAAAACAAUACUUUUCCCCGCUGUGAGCAAUGACAAGAGUUCAGCUUCAUUCGAAUUCGAAAAGGGCGUCUGGGCGAGUGGAAUCUUUGACGUCACAGAGAGUUUGACCGUUUUGUUUCAACAAACAGUGUCGCCCGUGUGAAACCACAAACCGUCGGUCUUCGCGUUGUUUAUGCUGCAGUUUAUUUGAUAAAGUUACCGAAGUGGUCAACUGUUAUCAUGUCUCUGAAGAGAAAGUCCCCCGCUGAGGUGUGCGACGCCCAUAGGAGCACACCCUCAACAUCCAGCACCGACGCGGCUGAAAAGCAUCAACCGGCAUUGGAGGAAAAUGAGGCGCCGUUGAGAAAGAGGACGAGGACGGAUAGUUUCGAGAAGCUGCCGUCUCUUCAUCAUCGUGACUCCGGCAGCUCAGACCAGAGAAAUGAGAGAAGUGCUGAGGAUCCAGAUUCUCUACCGGACAGCGCCUGUGCUCUAACGUUAGAGGAUCACGGUCUUAUGGAACAUCUAUCCAGUGGACUUGAAGUCCUUCCUCCUGUAGAUCCGCAGGGUCAAACCCCUCCAGGACCAGUCCACCACAGUCCAGUUCAAACCCCUCCAGGACCAGUCCACCACAGUCCAGUUCAAACCCCUCCAGGACCAGUCCACCACAGUCCAGGUCAAAGCCCUCCAGGACCAGUCCACCACAGUCCAGCUCCAGGACCCAGUGUGGGCGUGACAACUGAGGGUGAGUUUACCGCCAUAUCUCAAAUAUUACUCUCACUGCUGUCCAUGCUUGUCAUUUCAUGUCAACUAUAA
Messenger RNA from Pimephales promelas (fathead minnow), 821 nucleotides. RefSeq lists its product as uncharacterized. Gene Ontology annotation, molecular function: protein serine/threonine kinase activity; ATP binding. Gene Ontology annotation, cellular component: cytoplasm. Gene Ontology annotation, biological process: regulation of mitotic cell cycle; negative regulation of apoptotic process; protein autophosphorylation. The record is from RefSeq and is a predicted model, not a curated record. NCBI's taxonomy places the organism in Eukaryota, Metazoa, Chordata, Actinopteri, Cypriniformes, Leuciscidae.